AUUGAUGUGAAGUGAAGUCCAUAUUAGUCGGCAAUUCAGGCGUGUAUUCAAUGAGUGUUUGUUUCACACAAUAAGCCAUUCAGUCAUUCAAUUGUCUUUCAAUUGCUACUAAUUAUCAUUUGAUAUACACUUUCAUUGCAUUCAACGUAUAGCCAACACAUCCCACAGUGACAAUGGGCACCAGAAUGAUGAAUGCGCCGAUAAUACUGCUGAAGGAGGGCAGUGAAAGUGCUCAGGGUAAGAGUCAGGUCAUCUCCAACAUCACCGCCUGCCAGAGUGUCGCCGAAGCCGUGCGCACGACGUUAGGGCCCAGAGGUAUGGAUAAGUUGAUCGUCGACGCCAAGGGGUCGGUCACCAUCAGCAACGACGGCGCCACUAUCCUCAAGAGGCUGGACAUCGUUCACCCGUCCGCUAAGACUCUCGUAGACAUCGCUAAGUCACAGGACGAGGAGGUAGGCGAUGGCACCACAAGUGUGGUCCUAUUGGCCGCCGAGCUAUUGAAACAAAGCAAAGCCUUUGUCGAGGAGGGACUCCAUCCGCAGACGAUCAUAAAGAGCUACCGAAAGGGUCGGCAGUUAUGCAUCGAUAAGAUCAACGAAAUUGCGGUGAAGUUCUCGAAGGACGACCUGAAGGGGAAGCGAUCGCUUCUGGAGAAGUGUGCCCUCACUUCCCUCUCCUCUAAACUCGUGUCCCAUCAGAAGGAGUACUUCGCGCAGAUGGUUGUGCUGCGUCACGAUCGGCCGCCUCGAGAGCUCCUCAGCGCAGAGCACAGGCCGCAACGGAAGUUCUUCUGGAAGAGAAACGCCGGCUUUGAGAUGCAGCCCAAGAGCUACACGAAGCCGAAGAUCGCGUUAUUGAACGUAGAGUUGGAGCUGAAGGCGGAGAAAGACAACGCAGAGGUCCGGGUGGACAACGUGGAGGAGUACCAGAAGGUGGUGGACGCCGAGUGGGAUAUACUGUACGAGAAGUUGGCAAAGAUUCACGAGAGCGGCGCCAAAGUGGUGCUCUCGAAGCUGCCCAUCGGAGAUGUGGCCACUCAGUACUUCGCCGACAGAGACCUAUUCUGUGCGGGUCGGGUGCCUGAGGACGACCUCAAGCGCACGAUGAGGUCGUGCGGCGGAUCUAUUCUCACCACUUGUUACGACUUGAAUGACAGCAACUUAGGCACGUGUGAGGACUUCGAGGAGUUGCAGAUCGGAGGCGAGAGGUUCAAUGUAUUCAAAGGGUGUCCCAACUCGAAGACAGUGACGAUAAUCCUGAGAGGAGGCGCCGAGCAGUUCAUGGAGGAGACGGAGCGCUCCCUACACGACGCCAUUAUGAUCGUUCGGCGGGCCCUCAAGAAUGACUCGAUAGUGGCGGGCGGGGGCGCCAUAGAGAUGGAGAUCUCGAAAUACCUGCGCGAGUAUUCGCGUACAAUACCGGGCAAAGAGCAGCUGUUGAUGAGCGCAAUGGCCAAAGCGUUUGAAGUGAUUCCGCGCCAACUCUGCGAAAACGCCGGCUUCGAUGCGACCAAUAUUUUGAAUAAAUUGCGACAAAAGCACUCAUUAAACGACGGCCUCUGGUUUGGUGUGGAUAUCAAUAACGAAGACAUCGCUAAUAACUUUGACGCCUGUGUGUGGGAACCGGCGGUCGUCAAGACUAAUGCCAUCACUGCGGCCACAGAAGCCGCUUGUCUUAUAUUAUCAGUCGAUGAGACCAUAAAGGGUCCCAAAUCGCAGAUGGAACAGACGGCUGCCGCACAUGCAAUGGGAAUGUAAUCUAAUUAUAACUUAUAUAACAACUGUUUGACCACUUUUGCAAAAUCUGCGCUAAUUAUGAUUUUUUACCCCAAAAUCAUUUGAAUCGAUAC
Messenger RNA from Oppiella nova, 1849 nucleotides. The record is from the annotation of a GenBank genome assembly. NCBI's taxonomy places the organism in Eukaryota, Metazoa, Arthropoda, Arachnida, Sarcoptiformes, Oppiidae.